GGGGAAAGGGGAAAAAAGAAGAAGAAAUGGAACCUUUUCACAAACUCUUCAAACCCUAAAGCAAACCAACACCCCCUUCAUCUCCACUCGCCGCCGCCCCAUCUACCCAAAUCUUCUCGCUGCUACAUCGACAUUUCGGAAUGAGAUUUACACAUCUGAACACUCCGACCGACCAAUCACUCCGACCGUAAGAUUUAAUCGAAGUAAGAUUUGCUUAAAGGACGGAUAUGGAAGUGUCGGUGGUGGCAUCGGUGGUGCAGCUGUAGGCGCAGCACCUGGCGCAGAUAACAACGGAGUUGCAGAAACUGACGGGGCUCUUCAAAACCUUUAAUCCCCUUUUCUGAAUUCUUAAAUUUUAAGAUAUCAUGGUCGGUCGAGACAGAAAAGCAAGAAACUAUUUUUCAGGAGUAGAAUUCAAAACAAAGUGAAGGAUCCUUGAGGUUAAUUGGCGUGGCUCCAGGCUGAGAGCCUGAGAUGCUAUUCUUACCCCUACCGUCCUUCCAUGUUGUCGGCUCCCAGGCGCAUACAGUACGAAUCACUCGCCGGCAGGUUGUCAACCUUCAAUGACUUUCUAGGAUCACCUGAACUCGAAGGGGCCUCUAGAGCCCAUGUAAAGAAGCAUUCUCGCUUAUGCUACCUAUCUACAAUCUUACUGGAGCAAAUUAACAAAAACGAGAGUCUGUUGAAAAAGUACAAGAACUGGGACCACCAUCAUGGGCAGUCAUUGAGCAAUUGUGCUAAUCAGAAAGGCAAAUCGUCUUUCCGGAGUGAGGAUGAUCUAUGGCUCGAACGCCAUUCUCACGCUUCUCAGUCGAAUGAAAUUUGUAAUUCAAUGGAUGCUAAAGUGCGCAAUUUGAAUACAGUUUCCAGCAAGUCGUAG
Messenger RNA from Striga asiatica, 880 nucleotides. Lineage: Eukaryota; Viridiplantae; Streptophyta; Magnoliopsida; Lamiales; Orobanchaceae. The record is from the annotation of a GenBank genome assembly.